Messenger RNA from Aptenodytes forsteri (emperor penguin), 2118 nucleotides. RefSeq lists its product as uncharacterized. The record is from RefSeq and is a predicted model, not a curated record. Lineage: Eukaryota; Metazoa; Chordata; Aves; Sphenisciformes; Spheniscidae. Gene Ontology annotation, biological process: G protein-coupled receptor signaling pathway; ribosomal large subunit assembly; rRNA processing. Gene Ontology annotation, cellular component: membrane; preribosome, large subunit precursor. Bases 1 to 2118 code for a protein of 705 amino acids. The transcript is spliced from 12 exons. Gene Ontology annotation, molecular function: G protein-coupled receptor activity; rRNA binding.
AUGGUGGCUCUGGACCCCCACCCCGAGCACCCGCUCCGGCCCCGCAGUGUCUCCAUGGUGGAACCGGGCCCCGUGAACACGGAUUUCGAGCUGAAGCUGAUGGAGGAGGUUUCACGCUCCGAGUUUCCCGGCACCGACCCGGCUACCGUGCGGUAUUUCAAGGACGUGUACUUGCCGGCUUCCCACGAGAUCUUCACCACACUGGGGCAAAGCCCCAGCGCCGUGGCCGAGGCGAUCGUGAACGUGAUCGGAGCCAGGCGUCCGGCUUUCCGCACGCAAACCAACCGCCUCUACACGCCGUUGGUGGCCCUCAAGUACGCGGAUCCCUCGGGGGACCUGUCCGUGCGGAAGAACAACUCCCUGAAGGAUUUCGUGGCCGUGGCCGGGCCCCUGGGGGUGACGCAUUUCUUGGUUUUCAGUAAAUCAUCCUCCAGCAUCAACUUCGUGAGUAACGCGAUCCCCCGCGGCCCGUGUGUGUGUGUGUGUCCCCUCCAGUACUCGCUGAUCAAGGACGUGGUCUCGUCCCUCAAGCGGCACCGCAUGCACGAGCAACAGUUCACCCACCACCCGCUGCUGGUCCUCAGCAAUUUCGGUUUCCAGCAGAUCCAGGUCAAGCUGAUGGCCAGCAUGUUCCAGAACAUGUUCCCCUCCAUCAACGUCCACAGGGUCAACGUCAACAGCAUCAAGAGGUGUUUGCUCGUCAGCUACGAUGCGGAGACGCAGCUCCUCGAUUUCAGGCAUUACAGCGUGAAGGUCGUGCCCGUGGGCGUGAGCAAAGGCCUGAAGAAGCUGCUGCAGGAGAAGUUCCCCAACAUGAGCCGCCUGGAAGACAUCAGUGAGCUGCUGGUGAAGGACAUAAACCUGUCGGAGAGCGAGGCCGAGCAGGACGGGACCCACAAUGUCCUGGAGCUGCCGCAGGCAUACGCCGGCCGAGGCAAUAUGAAAGCGCAGCAGAGCGCCGUGCGCCUCACCGAGAUCGGACCCCGCAUGACUCUGCAGCUCAUCAAGGUGGAGGAGGGCCUGGCGCAGGGCAACGUGCUCUACCACGGCUUCAUCCACAAGAUGGAGGCGGAGGUGAAGGAGAUCCUGGCGCGGAAGGAGGCGAAGCUGCAGCUGAAGGCGGAGCGGCAGCGGAAGCAGGAGGCGGAUGUGGAACGCAAGCGGCGGCAGCGUGAGGCUCACAGGGAGAGGAGCCUGGCGGGAAUCCGGAGGAAACGGCAGCAGGACGGCGACAGCGACGCCGAGGAUCCCGGUGCGCCGGAGCAGCAGGAUGCGGCCGAGCAGUCAGAGGAGAGCGAUAGGUGGCGCUCCUGGCACAGCGGCAUCGUCUACUCCUUCCACCUGGCCGUCAGCGGGAUGCUCUACUCCCUCUCGCUGCCGUUUCUGGCGGCGUAUUACUACCCGCCCAAGGACUGGCGCUACGGAGCGGUGCUGUGCAAGCUGGAACGUUUCCUUUUCAACUGCAACCUCUACGGCGGCAUCUUCUUCGUCACCUGCAUCAGCCUCAACCGUUACCUCGGCAUCGUUUACCCGCUGCGGGUCCACGGGCGGCUGCAGCCACACCACGCCAAGGCGCUGAGCGCGGUCGUUUGGGUGCUGGCCGGGGUGCUUUCGGCACCCACCUUUUUUUUUUCGGAGCUGCAAGAAGCAGAGGGUGGGAUCGAGUGUUUGGGGAGCGCGGCCCCGCAGCGGCUGCGGGGUUUUUAUCCCUACAGCCUGCUGCUGGCCGGGCUGGGCUGCGGGUUGCCCUUCCUGCUCACCGCCUCCUGCUACGCCGCCAUUAUCCGCACCGUUUUCCGUAAUCCUCACCUCAGCCGGCCGGAAAAGCGGAAGGUGGGAAUGCUGGUGGGGGCGGGAGUGGCUCUCUACGCCUUUUCCUACUUGCCCUACCACAUUUUCCGUAACCUCAACUUGGGACGUCGCCUGCUGCAACCGGGCACGGAGGACUGCGCCGUCUCCAGAACCAUCCACGCCACCGCUCAGGUCUGCAAGAUCCUCGUUAACCUCAACAUCUGCCUGCACCCGCUGCUCUACGCCACCCUGGCCAACAGCACGCAGAGCUGCUGCGGAAGGGGCGGCAGUAACGUGGGAGAAGGGGGAUUAAAGCCGAAACUGUAA